AUAUGUUAUUUCUAAGAUUUCAUUUUUCAUUUUAUUCGUAGAGUUGGGUUUAAUUUCCGUGUGAAACUCGCGGUCGAAUCACUUGACUUCUUUUAUUCUUUUAUUUUGGGACAUAUUAUCUAUCAGCUUAAAAAUGUCGAGACGUUAUAGUAUAGCCGAGACUUAUAAAGACGAGACAGUGUUAAUUACAGGAUUUACAGGAUUUUUGGGCAAAGUACUCGUGGAGAAAUUACUCAGGUCGUGUCCCAUACGAAAUGUUGCAGUUAUUGUAAGAAGUAAGAAAGGUAUUACUGCUGAACAAAGAGUCCAAGAUAUCUAUAAACAACCUGUGAGUAUAGAAACUUUCUUAAAAAUUUAAGUACAUUGAAAAAAAUAAUUUUGUAAUAGUACAUAGACAAAAAAUUCAAAAUUAAAGCAACCAUAAUUUAGUCGUAUUUGCUAUGGAUAUUAAGGCUGAAAAAUGUUAUUCUAAGAAAAGUGUCCUUUUUUACUGUGUUAUUAUGUAUACGAGAUACUGAAUUUAGGAAAUAAAGCAAGUGAAUAAAAAGCAAGUGGUAAAAAAAGGAAUACUUUUUUAAUACUUUUGACUAUAUUAUUAUAUUACAUUAAAUGAUAAUAUUUUAAACAUUUUUAUAAAAAUAUCUGCAGUUCAUAACCGAGUGUAACCAAAAUAACUACUAUUGUAGUGUAAGUACAAAUAAAGUAUUAAAAUAUGGUGUAGGUACCUAUUAUAUGGUACUAUAUUAUAUGUAAUACUAACCAAUAAUUACUUUGUAUAUUAUGAUAUGUAAAAUAAACGUAUUGUUAUUUUUUCAUUUGAUUUUUUUCCCAUUUGCUUUUUUUUUUCCGUACCCCCAGAUAUUAUAUAUUUGAAUUGUUAACACAGAUCGUUCUUGAUCUGACCCUUGAUGGGUUCAAUGGGUUUUAUCGAUUCCGCCAUUUUAACAUCAAUUUCUUCGUACAUUUGUAUGCAUUGAUACCGCCGAGUAUUUGUAUAUCAUAGGUACACUAAACUGUACAGGGAUCGAACGUAUUGUAAUAAAAUUGAACAAUGCCAUAAAUGAAAAUUGUUAACGAAUAAGAACAUUGGUUAAUGAAUUCAUUAAAGAUAAUUAAAAGUUGUAUUUUUUUAGAACAAUACACUAUUACCAAACCCGUUUUUAUAUCUUUCUAGGAAACUUUCUCGUGUCUGUGUACUGUACAUUUCACUGAAUACCUUAAGUUUUUCUUCUAAAACAUGAAAUGAAAAACUGUAAAAAAAUCAUUAAAAAUGACACUUGCUUCUAAAAAGCCAACGAUAAUAACAUAAACUACCUAGUGCAAUUGUAUGAUUAGAUGUUUUUUUAGAAUUUUGGGGAAUGACCUUCUUCUAAUUUUGGUUCUCCUAAAACCACUGAACUAACAUCAAAGAUUUAUUUGAAAAGUUGAAACAAAAAGUGGUUAUAGAUAAUUAGGGAAGAAGUUCAGAGAACAUAUGUAGUAGACAAGAAACUGGUGAUCGGUUGGUAGACGUAAAGAGCACUUGUGAGGGAUAUAUGAGAAGAGGACGAAAGAGACUAAAUAUUCUUAAAAAGUUUAAACUAUUUGUUUUUAGUUAUUUGAUCGACUUCGAAGAGAAAAACCGGAUUUUAUGAACAAAAUUAAAGUGCUUGAUGGAUGUUUAGAAGAUCCGUUAAUGAGCUUAUUAAAGACUGAUUUUGACUGGAUACUUGAAAAUGUGAAUUUAAUUUUCCAUUGUGCAGCUACUGUAAGAUUUAACGAAACUCUUGAGCUUGCGACAAAAAUAAAUGUUCAUGGAACUGAAAAACUAUUAUUAUUAUCAAAAAAAAUAAUGAACCUUAAGGUAAUAGAAACGAAAGUAUACUAAUUUAAUAUUUCUAAAAAUAUUUUUUAAAAAUGUAUUAAUGUAAUCAGUGGAAAACUUAAAACUAUGUAACUUAAGAAGUAGUGCAACUGCACCGGUAGCCAUUAUAUUAGCUUGGCUAGGGUCACGGGGCCGAUUAAUAAAUACAUUUUAGAUAAAUACCUUGGCACCAUAAUAUAUGUUCGUUAUUUAAAAUUUAAAUAAUUAUUUUUAACUAAAAUUUAACAUAAAAAUAUAGUGCUAUAAAGACUCCAAGACAGAUCAACUAUUGCAAACGGAAAACGAUUCAGAGCGAAGUUCGGUUGUACAUAUUUAUAUAUAAUAUAUAUUUUUAAUAGACAUAUUAUAUACAAUUUUCGUCAAAAUUUGAUAUUAAAAUUCUUAUACAUAAAAAAAAAAUACUACACUACACUCAUUUAUUUUUUUUACCACCGUAUAAGACUUAUAAUGAACCUCCUGUCAAAUUUUUAAGCAUUUCUGUUUAGUAAAACAUUUGUAUCUUUGAAUUAAAAAAAAAUUAAACACACAUAUCAUAGUAAAACCAAUAGAUUCCUCCUGGAUGUAUCAAAAUGUUAUUGAAAAAAUAUUAUAGGUAUGAAUUCAUAAAUUAAUUUCGUACUCUUUAUGUGUAUUUGCAUUAGAUAUUUGUAAAACGAAUAGUUAAACCACAAAGUUCAUUGGUUUUGUAAAAAAAAAUAUAUAUAUAUAUGAUAUGUAGGUUUUUAAAGGCAUAUUUUUGUUCAGGGUAUCGUACAUGUUUCGACUAUUUAUUCACAUUGUCCGAGAAAAGAAAUAUGCGAAGAAUAUUAUCCUGUUCCAAAAGUGGCUAAUAAUGACUUAAACAAUUUGUGUGCCAAUAAAUCAUUAACCGAGUAAUUAUUAUUUGUUAAUAGUCAAUAUUUUGUUAAGUGUCUAAUUAAUUCAAAUAUAAAUAAAAGAAUUUUAGGAGUUUGGCCUAAUACGUACACAUUUACUAAAGCAAUUGCAGAAAAUUUGUUAGCAAUUUCAAACGAAAAUCAUUUGCCGAUAUCAAUAUUUCGUCCGUCGAUUAGUAUGUGUCUAAAUGCUGAAACUGCUGUUAUCCAUAGAAAUCAAAAAUAAUAUAUUUAUAAUCGUAUUAAUUUUAUUCGACCGUAAGUUUAUAAAUAAAUAAAUAAUACUUAUAAUGACAAUUGUAAUUUUAGUCGGAUGCGUGAAAUCCGAACCUCAACCUGGUUGGGUGGAAGGUAUGAACGGACCGAUUGCUAUGGUUGUUCCAUUUAUAUUAGGAUUAUUAAGGAUAACUGCACUUUCUGAAAACAAAAAAGCUGAUAUAAUCCCAGUAGACUACACUGUAAACGCGUUAAUUUGUGUUAUGUGGGACACAAUUAAUAGGUAAUAGGAAAUUAAUAACAAUGUUAAGUUGUUUAAUAAUGCCAAAAUUAUAUCAUGCUUACAGUAUAGUAUAUACAAUAUACAUUUUUUAUUUUCAGAUAUCAAAAUACUAAUCAGUUAAACAUUAAACCUAAAAUAUUUAAUUACGUAUCGAGCGUCGAAAGCCCAAUAACGUGGGAUAGAUUUUUUAAUGAAAUGCGUAAUAAUUACUUUGAAAUGCCUCCUUUGAGUGCGGUGUGGUAUAUAUUUUGCUUCAACACUACCAAUGUAUGGGGUAUUAAAAUUUUGAGAUUUUUUUUGCACUGGAUACCUGCUUUAGUGGGUGAUUUAUAUUUAAUAGUUACCGGUAAAAAAACAAAGUAAGUUGUAAAUUAUUUAAUAUUCAUCGCGUUUAUAAAAGACAAAUAUAAGUUUUCUGUCAAAGUUUUAUGUUUCUAAAAAUAUUUUAACUGAAUUACAAUAAUAAAACAAAAUUGAAAAUAAUGAAACCGUUAUUUCCGUAAAUUUUCCCACUAUUUUUACGGUUUUUUCUAGUUUGGCCUAAUUAUUAAAAAAACUACAUGGCAAAUCAAAAAAUUACUUUCUUACUAACCCAUUAAAAUUCAGAGCAUUUUAUAAGCAAUUUUUACUGGGUGGCACUUUGGUAAAAUGUUUUACUUGCAGAGGAACAUAUAUUACAUAUAGGGGAAACUAAUCCUUCUGGCUCAACGCUUUUUAUGACCUCCUUAAAGUACCUUUCUACACCGAUUUACUUUCAAAAAAGGUGCUACACUUAAAAAUCCGAGCAAGUAUUCUGGUAGAAAAGUUGUUUACAGGUAAAAAAAAAAUAAACAUAAAAUCUGUAAACUUGUAAAAUCAUAAGCUUCUUCGCUCCAAUAAGAAUCUCCAUUAAUGAAAUUCUAACUUUCUAAAUUUUUCUUUUACGGUUUUCCUAAUAAUUAUAAAAAAAUGUAUGGUAAAUAUAAAAAAUGCUUUUGACAUUUUUUGAUUAGAACAAGAUUACUGGUAAAAUAUUUGUUUACAGACAGAAUAAACAGUCCAAUAAUUUUAUCCACAAAGUACUUACAAAUAAAAAUUAUUCACAAAAUUAAAAUAUUUUUAAAUUGAUAAUUCAAAUAUUCCUUAAAUGUUUUUACAGUUUUACCACAUCUAUAAAAGGCAAAUAUAUAAGUUUUAUGUCUUAUACGUGCUACAUAGUUACAACUUACAAGUUUAGAGCCCAUAAACAGUUAUAAUUUGUAAAUAAUUAUAUAGUAUUUUUAGAAGUUAUUUAAUAAUUACUAUGAUUUGAAAUGCCUAGCAAUAUCUAGUAUUAUAAAAAACCUGACGGUUGUCAAUUCAUAAAAUCAUAAUCAUAAAAUGUUAAUAAAUCAUCAAAUUAAAGUUACACUAGAAAAAAAAUUGUUGAAUCUUUUGUGAUUCGUGGCUAAUAACUUUGUAAUAUUGAUCUUCUUCUAAUCAUCUAUGGGACUUUGUUUUUUACUCUUUACCUUCUGAUGAUUUACCUUCAUGCAAUUUUGUUGUUAUAUUUUUAGUUAUCACAAAAAAAUNAGUCAGCGGAAGGGGGAGGAAUUAUAUGGACAUCGGAUUUAAACAUAUUUUCUUAUUCAUUUAGAAUGUUGAAGAUGUAUAAAAAAAUGGAUAUCAUGACUGAUUUGCUUUAUGAGUUCACAUCGAAAGAUUGGACACUUGAUAAUCGCAAUACCAGAGAAUUGUGGUCGUUGUUAAGUGACGAAGAUCGUAUAAGCUUUUGGUUUAGCUUUGAAGGAUUUGAUUGGAAAUCUUAUCUCAGAUCGUAUAUGCUUGGAAUACGAUCGUAUAUAUUAGGUGAAGAUCAAAGUAAUCUUGAAAAAGCUUUAGCCAAAAAUCGAAGGUAUAAUUUUAAUUCCAUAUUAAAUCGUAUUUGUUUGAUUUCAUAUAUUAUUAUGCGUUAUUUUUAGAUUGUUUUGGAUUCAUAAUUUGUGUAUCGCUCUUUUUGUUUGUUUUGUAUUUCAAGUAUAUUGGAUAUUUAAAUAAUGAUGUACUAUGUAACUAAUAAGGUGAAUAUACCUAUGUAACUAUUUAUUGUUCUCAAAAUUAACAAAUUUAGAAUUCUGACUAAAAUAUUAUAUGAGUAUCCUCCAUGAUUCUAGGUAAUAACAGCCAAUUGAAAAAUGUUCAUAUACUUAAAUAGCUGAAAGAAAAUUUAGCCACAGGAAAAUAUGUCCAGAGAAAAAUGUGGCCCAAAAAGAAAAUUAUGCAUAAAUACAAAAAUGACUAUACAAAUUGAACACUUUUUCAAUUGCUAUUAUUACAUAGACUAAAUUAGUAUAAUAUAUUGUAUUAUCAAUUGUAUUUACAUUUUAAUUAUAAGUAAAAAUAAUAAUAUUUUCGAAGUACAGUAGGCAAUAAAUCAAUAAAGAUACUUAGUACAGUGGGAAGACAAUUUUUAUAAUUAUUUUAAAUUUUAUUUUUAACUAUUGUCUAUUGUACUUUGAUUAUAAUUUAUGANGUUUUUAAUAGUUAUACUAAAUAAUUAUGGUAAUAGAUAAAAAUGAUUAAAUACAAAAACGGCCAUGAUAAAAAUGGCCAAGUUUUUCGUCUAUCUAUUUCGGUAUAAUAUGUUUAUCGUUGCGUACAGAUAUAAAUUAAACAGCUUUAUGUAUCCUACCUUUCCAAUUUUCCACCUACAACAGUGCCUUCACUCGUUCCAUGCAGUGUCAGAUAUUUUUUUUUGUAAUAUAAUAUAAUAUUAUAGUAUUUUAAAGCUAAAAUUUUGACGAAACUCGUAAAAUCAUAUAUAAUAGUAAUCCUUUUGUACAUUAAAAAUUAAUUAAAUGUGCUGUAUGUCGCUGGCGUCCGCAGGUCAGAAAUACUGCUCGAAACUGAUACCAAAAUGUAUUAUACAAUUCGUACAAAUUUGUAACAGCAACUCCAAAAUUUGUACAAACCCCUCCUCUCAAGUGUGAUCAAAUCAAUUUUUGGUCUGACUAGACGUGAUAAGUUUGAUGUUAUUUACGUCUAUAGUUAAAUAUAAUAUAGCUUAUGUGUCCUCACAUCUGCAUAUAAGUGUUAAAAAAGAGUUUAUUUUUAUAUUAAUAAUAUGAUAUCAUGGAUUAUAAAAGUAAGUAUUUCUUUUCUAUUGU
Molecule: messenger RNA, 6363 nt
Organism: Cinara cedri
Lineage: Eukaryota; Metazoa; Arthropoda; Insecta; Hemiptera; Aphididae
Source: the annotation of a GenBank genome assembly